UCACAGGAACUCAAGGGCCUUGUGGAGAAAAUGGAGAAGAACGAGAGGAAGCUGAAGAAGCAGCUGAGGAUCUACAUGAAGAAGGUUCAGGAGCUGGCAGCUCAGGCUGCGGCUCACGAUGUCGAUCAGAACAAGGAUGACAAGAACAAGAUGAUCCGCCAGGAGACCCUGAAGAGGAAGGACAAGGACUUCGAGGGGAUGCUGGAGUACCUGAAGGAGGACGAGGCCCGGCUCAUCAAGACCCUGAUCACAGACAUCCGACCCGGUUCGGUGUCGGCCACCGUCCCCUGCCUCCCCGCCUACAUCCUCUUCAUGUGCAUCCGCCACGCCGACUACAUCAACGACGACCAGAAGGUCAUUUCUCUGCUGACCUCCAGCAUCAACGCCAUCAAGAAGGUCCUGAAGGACCCACUUUGGACCCCCUGGUUUCUGGUUUCCAUCUGA
Molecule: messenger RNA, 444 nt
Organism: Poecilia latipinna (sailfin molly)
Lineage: Eukaryota; Metazoa; Chordata; Actinopteri; Cyprinodontiformes; Poeciliidae
Product: unconventional myosin-Vb-like
Exons: 4
Molecular function (GO): GTPase binding
Source: RefSeq, a predicted model, not a curated record